AUGGCCCUGGCGGUUUUGAAUCACACCAGGCACAAUUCACAUGACUUUUACGUCACCAAGGGCCUUCAUGUGUUUGACAAGAGCAUUGGGAAUCUGGAUUGCACCAUAUCGAUAUGGUUCAUGCAAGCACUUUUUGGGGAAUUUGCUUUUCGGGUACCUCCGUAUUCGCGAUAUGUUUUCACGAUGCGUUUGGGCAAGGCUAAAGAAGCACAAAAUGGGGUUCAAUUCAAGACACCCUGGUACUUGCAUAUGGAGGCUCGUAACGGGGAGUCAGACAAGGUGAAACUGAAGGGAGGCCAAAACCUCCAAGCGAACAGUUUGGCUGGGGAUGCGAGGAGAUGUUUGCUUGAUUUGCGCUCUGCCAAAGCCAAAAAAAUCACGAUUCGCGACUUAGACAAACGCCUAAGGAGAAGGACGGAGUUCAAAUGCAUUGAGUGUUUCGUACAGGUUAUUCUAACUCGCUAUUUCAGUUUAUGA
Coccidioides immitis RS is the source of this 477-nucleotide messenger RNA. RefSeq lists its product as uncharacterized. NCBI's taxonomy places the organism in Eukaryota, Fungi, Ascomycota, Eurotiomycetes, Onygenales, Onygenaceae. The transcript is spliced from 5 exons. Bases 1 to 477 code for a protein of 158 amino acids. The record is from RefSeq and is a predicted model, not a curated record.